AUGGCGGUGGCUAGACACAAUGCUAGUAAGCACCCCAUUGAUGCCAUUUUUGCUUCUGAGAACUUGUGUCAUGGUGCUGUUUCUCAGGAGCUGCCGUGCAUGGGUGGAGACCAUUCUACUGCCCAAACCAUCUUUAAUCUCCGGGUGACCAAGUGUGGCCGCCCGCUCAUGCGGUUCGCUAAGCCUCGAAAAACCUCUCAUCAGGACUCUCCGGAGCCUGUUGAGUGGAAUGAUGUUGCUGUUUCGAAUCAACGCUGGAGCGAAGCUCUAAAAGACCCCGAAACGGCCUUUAAAAUGUGGGCUUCCGAUGCCGAGCAAUGGCUGGUGAAAUCUGGUUUGUUGCAGGAUCAACGUCCCGAAAAAACCUUGGCCGAAAGCCCCAAACUGCUCUCUGGAGCUCACCGCAUGGGAUCCCUUCAGAGCCUUGCUGAAAGACAAAUCCGAAGGUUGUUGCGAAGACUGCAGGAAGCUCAUUUUUUACAACUCCAAGGACGACCAGUUCCCACACCCCUGCGAAACAGGUUGAUUUGCACUGGGUCUGUGCCUCAAGCUGAGCGUGAUGCCAUCAAACGCGGGGCGUGGGGACUGGCCAUCAAACUCGUUACUGAGCGUUUACGUCUGAUUCAGACCAACGCCAAGAACCAAAGAGUUUCUGAGUGGAAGAAAUUCGUGCAUACCAUCCCUGGGGCAUGCAGGCGGGUACAACGCGAAUCUCCCAAGCCCAUGGUCAUUGAAGUUGGUGGUGGCAAUGUGGUUACCUCCCCUGUUCAAGCUGUGGAGUUUCUCUCGCAGGCUUGGGGCGAGACAUUCGGUUGUAACACCCCCCAGGUUGAUGUCCAAACAUUCGUGAACCAUUUCCCGAAUUCUAUGCCGGAUGCUCAGGAUCCACCUAACUUGCCGACCAUCAAUUGUCGUGAUGUCAAAAAAGCUGCCAUGGACAUGUCUUCCAAAGCUGCGGGGCCUGACGGAUGGGAAGCUAGGUGGAUCGCUGAGCUUCCUCAACCGGCCUUAAUUCGACUGGCUCAGCUCUAUGCCUUGUGUGAAACAAAAGGGGGCAUUCCUCAGGGUGACGGUUGGUCUCCUAUUGCGUUGUCCUUGGUCUUGUCUGUUGUCCAACGGUACCAAACUCGCCACGUCCCGUGUGCCAAAACUUUGUUGUAUAUCGACGACCGUACUAUCCUUGCGCGCAACAUGCAGGAUCUCACAAAUGCACUUCACCUCUGGCAACGGCUGGAGGAUGUUACGCGCAUGCGCACUAAUGCUCGCAAAACCCAGCCCAUCGCGCGCUCGGGGGAUGCGUACGAAUCUCUCAAACAGCAGGGUUGGGAGGCUCUUCGGGUGGGGACUGUGCUUGGGGUCUCUCUCGGCAUGUUUCCUCGGUCUCCUACUCUAAAUGAAACUAAACGUGCUGAUGGUCUCGCUACCAUUGCUCGGCGCAUCGGUGUGCUCCCCGUCACGCGUAAAUUUCGCGCACUGCUUGCUUCUCUCGUCUUGACCAGUAAAGCGUCCUGGGGCUGGGUUCUCAAUGGACUUCGGUUGCCCUUCGCUGGUCGCGUCCCCGAGCUAGGGAGGGCCAAAGAGCGGGGCCACUGCGGCCGGGAAAAAGGCUGGCUAGCUGUGCUGUUGCUGUCUCUCGACUUCGAUCGUCGUUCGGUCGGUGACAACACGUCACAUUUCGACAUUAGCCCGCUCUGGGCUCCCAACAGCUCGGCCGCGGUGGGAGCUAUGGCGACGUUUUGGCUUGCAGGUGGACCAAGGUUCAGUUCGGACGUGGCGGGCACUAAGGAUUCUGUUCCUCUGUGUUUGCAACUCAAGGAUCAACACUAUCAGAUUUUGGUCCCUUCCGAUCAAGGUAAGGUCCCCUCCAACUGGUUAAAAGAAACCUCCAUGUGGUCAUUGACCUUCGAGGUCUCCUGCCCCGGUGUCUCCAAACCUUGGAAACUCCGCGCCAGGCGCUGGUACGCCUUCGGUUCACACGACUCUCCGGAGCCUGUUGAGUGGAAUGAUGUUGCUGUUUCGAAUCAACGCUGGAGCGAAGCUCUAAAAGACCCCGAAACGGCCUUUAAAAUGUGGGCUUCCGAUGCCGAGCAAUGGCUGGUGAAAUCUGGUUUGUUGCAGGAUGAGCUCACCGCAUGGGAUCCCUUCAGACGACCAGUUCCCACACCCCUGCGAAACAGCUUGAUUUGCACUGGGUUUGUGCCUCAAGCUGAGCGUGAUGCCAUCAAACGCGGGGCGUGGGGACUGGCCAUCAAACUCGUUACUGAGCGUUUACGUCUGAUUCAGACCAACGCCAAGAACCAAAGAGUUUCUGAGUGGAAGGAAUUCGUGCAUACCAUCCCUGGAGCAUGCAGGCGGGUACAACGCGAAUCUCCCAAGCCCAUGGUCAUUGAAGUUGGUGGUGGCAAUGUGGUUACCUCCCCUGUUCAAGCUGUGGAGUUUCUCUCGCAGGAUCUCACAAAUGCACUUCACCUCUGGCAACGGCUGGAGGAUGUUACGCGCAUGCGCACUAAUGCUCGCAAAACCCAGCCCAUCGCGCGCUCGGGGGAUGCGUACGAAUCUCUCAAACAGCAGGGUUGGGAGGCUCUUCGGGUGGGGACUGUGCUUGGGGUCUCUCUCGGCAUGUUUCCUCGGUCUCCUACUCUAAAUGAAACUAAACGUGCUGAUGGUCUCGCUACCAUUGCUCGGCGCAUCGGUGUGCUCCCCGUCACGCGUAAAUUUCGCGCACUGCUUGCUUCUCUCGUCUUGACCAGUUAA
Molecule: messenger RNA, 2754 nt
Organism: Cladocopium goreaui
Lineage: Eukaryota; Dinophyceae; Suessiales; Symbiodiniaceae
Source: the annotation of a GenBank genome assembly